AUGGAAAGACGCGUACAAAAAUAUCUGUCGUACUUUCUCGACGAAUGUAGUGAAUAUUCUGUAAUUGGAUUUUUUAAACACUAUGAUUUCGCACCUAGUGAAAAAUCGGAUGCUCAUGUUGCACUAAAUAAGUGCUUGGAGUACAUGUGUUCGAGUUCAGAUCCAGAACUAAAGUCGAAAGCUUCCAAAAUAAAGAAAACUCUAAAGGACGAUAAAUAUAAGAAAGAUAUUAACGCCUUCUGGGUAUCUUUGAGCCAGGAGAAAAAGAAACAAACUUUAGAAAACAGAAUAAAAAUUGUUGAGAAGAAGAGCAAGUUGUAUGAUGCUGAACAACACGCGACUAUGAAAAAAUUAGUAUAUGAACAGGAUAACUGUGCUCGCGAAAAUUUCAGGAAUGCAAUGAUUAAACCGCCCCCAACUCCGAGAUCUCGUAAACGGAAGUCAGAAAAUUGGCCUGAACAUGAUAAAAAUUUUAAGAUGCGUCUCUUUGAAAAUCAAUCUGAAAGCGAGUACGAAGUUGAUGGAAGUGAUGAGAGCUCAGAUGAGGAUGAUAUGGUCGAUUUUGACGGAAUUUCCUUUGAUACGUUUACAGAAACGAGCAAAACUGAAGGAGAUAGGUGGACAUUGAAGAGUGGAGAAAAGUUGAGAGAUUUACUUAUCCGCAUGACAUCAAAGAGUAUUGAGCAAGCAAAGGAAAUACAAAUGCAAUCUAAGGGAAUAAAAUUAGACGCGUCUAUUUUAAGUAUUAUCAGGCUCGGGCUGUCUUCAAUUAUCGAUCUUUCUUCGGAAUUUUCUGGUGGCAUGUAUUUAUGGUUUGGUGAGGAGUGGUUGGACCUUAAAGAAAAGGUGCUGGCACUGGUAAACAUUAAACAAAAGAAAUUUGAAGGCGUAGUCAAUGGUGAUAUCGAUAAAUUAGAGAAGCUUUGUAAUGAAUAUAAAUACUGGGAGGCCAGGGAUUUCAUACACGAAAAAUUGAAGGGACGUCCGAAUGGAACUACUUUACAACGACAAAUAAUGAAAAUUUAUUUUUUUAUUAUGGACAUGUUUUUGGAAAACCCUUAUAUUUUUGUUAACAAAGAAGGGAAGAAACAAGAUUUGACAGAAAUUGAGUUCGCACUUAAAGUUUUUGGCCCCAUUUUGGACAUAAUUUUUUCCGAUGUUCAGCAUCUUGUCAAACUCAAAUGGGGAGAAACAGUUUCCAAAGCAACAUCAGCUGGCAGAAAGAUCGAUUUACAGAUUAAAUGCCAAGAAGGAGAUAUGGAACUUAGCCAUUCUGAAUGUGCUCGAUCAACAACACGAGUCAAGCUUAUAAAGGAUCGUAGUAAAUGUUUGCGUACAAAUAAAUGUGUCCUUGAUCAGUUUCUUAAGCAUAAUCUUUCUGAGGAUAUGGUUGAGAAUUCUGCCAUUUUCGGAUUGCAAUUUGCCGAUCUCUAUGGACAGGUUAUUGGAAUUGAUCUAUUGGAUGAAGGCCUGUAUUUUGGGUUUGAAGGACCAUCAUUUAGGUUCCCCACCCAACUCAAUGAUAUUGCGAUUCUUCGGCAAGCUUUGGAAGUUUUAUAUUACUUUAAGGAUAAUAUCGUUCGUAAAGCAGAAGCAUUAUCUCGUCUCAACAUAUCAAAUCCCAUUUAUAAGAACUUUCACACUGAAAUUGUUUCAAGACCACAUCAUCGAAAAUGUAAUUUUAUAAGGCCAACUUACUUCACACCGAAAGGACAACUGAAGAACGAAAUGAGCAUUUGUUCUCGGGAAGAGACUUUUUCACAAUAA
Molecule: messenger RNA, 1767 nt
Organism: Funneliformis mosseae
Lineage: Eukaryota; Fungi; Glomeromycota; Glomeromycetes; Glomerales; Glomeraceae
Source: the annotation of a GenBank genome assembly